This is a messenger RNA of Hypoxylon trugodes, 1659 nucleotides long. Its product is annotated as MFS general substrate transporter. Lineage: Eukaryota; Fungi; Ascomycota; Sordariomycetes; Xylariales; Hypoxylaceae. Gene Ontology annotation, biological process: transmembrane transport. The coding region runs from base 1 to 1614 and encodes 537 amino acids. The transcript is spliced from 7 exons. The record is from RefSeq and is a predicted model, not a curated record. Gene Ontology annotation, molecular function: transmembrane transporter activity.
AUGGCAUGCAAAGUCGCCGACGAUUCACAGAACCAAAGGUCGCAUCUAGUGCGUAGCCACGCACAUGAAGAAGAUAUUCCCGGGACUGUAAAUGUCCAAGCCGCCGAGGGGGAUGAUUCCUACUAUGGGCAAGCGCUUUUCCCUGUUCCAGCCGACGACCCCAACGACCCCUUACAGUGGUCAAGAGCAAAAAAGAUUAUGAUAUUGAUCAUCAUAUGCAUCUAUUCGUGCUUAGGAAACUCUGCGCUCUUGGGAACAGGUCCUUACUUGACACUCUGGUCAGAAAUAUUUAAUAUCUCCCCAGGAGAUGCAUCGACACUUAUAUCCUAUCCAAACCUCGCCUAUGGUUUCAGUUCCUUCGUCCUUAUUCCUCUGUAUCUGAAGUUUGGAAGACGACCCGUAAUGCUGGGCUCCUUGUUAGCGUUCAUCGCUGGUCUUGCUGGGUCCUCACAAUCCAACAGUUUUGCUGAAUUGAUGGCCUGGAGAAUUGUCCACUGCUUUGGAGCUGGCAUAUGCGAAGCUCUUCCCGUCCAACUCGUAGCAGACAUAUUCUUCCUGCAUGAGCGUGGAAAAUACAUCGGAUACUACACCUUCGGUAUGUGUUUUGCGGCAGCGGCAACGAUUCCAGCGGCGUACAUGUUACCAACCAAAUAUUCAUGGAGACUCUUCUUCUACGUCGUACUCGCAUUAGCCUGCGCACUAUUCAUCCUUGCCUUCUUUUUCGUCGAAGAAUCGUCCUAUGACAGAGAAGAACAUAUGAAUCGCGCCAUAUCGCCCGAGCGAUCGGACAGGACGAUAUCGAACACCGAAAAGCCCGACGAAGCCAUCGUCGAACAAGCGGCGAGCAUCCCGACCCGGAAAUCGUUCUUGACAACACUUCGCCCGUGGGGCCGGAUCGAUCCCGAAGUCAAAAUUUUUACGUUAAUGUGGCGGUCCUUCACUUAUUUCCUCGUCCCGCAGGUUCUAUGGGUUAUUACUUCCUUUGGAAUUAUCAUAGGCCUAGGUGCACUCGCUUUCAACUAUGUCUUCCCAAUUAAGAUUAUGGCGCCUCCAUACAACUGGCCAGAGUCUAGUUCUGGUAUUCAGUCGCUUGGUGGUGUUCUUGGAUUUCUCUUUGCGGUCCCAUUUACUUCCUCGUCAGAUCGACUUGCGGGGUACUUAACCAGGAAGAAUAAUGGAAUCCGCGAAGCCGAAAUGAGGUUAGGGGUAAUGCUACCCGCCAUGAUUCUAGGGCCUGUCGGAUUAGUGAUCUAUGGGCUUGCUGCCCAGCUGAACCUCCACUGGAUCGCUUAUUUCUUCGGGUCCGGUUUAGCGUCAUUCGGUGGCUAUUUCUACUACAGCUUCACGCUAGCAUAUGCUGUUGAUUCUUAUAACAGCAAUACGUCUGAGAUGCUUAUUGCCAUCAACGUCGGGAAGCAAGCAGUGAGCUUUGGACUAGGCUUCGGAGUUUUGGAUUGGGUCAUGGAAAGUGGUUAUGCUGCAAUUAUCGCUGGCGCCUUCGGUGGAGUGUUCUUCGUGAACAAUCUAGCACUUAUCCUGUUCAUGUUACGGGGGAAGCAGAUUCGGCGCUUUAUGUCGACAUCAUGGCUGGCCAAGCUGCAUGGCAGAAGGUAGAGUCGGCUAUCAGAAGCACGUGCUGACGGGCAAGCGCUAUUUAGG